AUGAGUGGAUCGGUUGGCACCGUGCGUGCUGGCUCAAACAGACAGAGUGGAACAAAAGACAAGAUGACCAAAAGUGAAAGGAACACAUCUUUACAGCAGCAGUCUCAGAAUACAGCAAAGACUGAGACGCCAGCAAAUAAGAUGCAGCCAACACAGGAACAGCUCCGGCUGGCUCAGAUUAUGGAUACAAACAAGUCUGAUGCUGAUCCGGAAACUGUAAAGGAGCUGAUGGAAAUGACUGAUAAGAGUGAAGACGCUGUUAGGACUGCACUCCAUGAUGCAGAAAAUGAUGCAAAUGUUGCUGUCAUCAUGCUGUUGGAAGGUGGCAAUGAGCAGCAAGGAGAAUGGCGUGAGCAACCAGGCAAACGCAAAAAGAAAGUUCCAUCUUCAGCCCCACAGAAAGAGGGUUCCAACCAUGUUGGAGAUGAAAACUUUGAGGGACGAAACAAGGAUAGAGGCGACAGAGAGGACAAGGAAGGUGGUUCAGAUCAUCACGAUUUACCUCCUCGCAGAGGACGACGGAAUGGUGGCCCCCCACCUCGCCUGGCACGUGGGCGUGGUAGGGACCGUGGUAACUUUGGUGAUCGGGACAACAAGGACCGUAAUGUUGAAGAAUGGAAUAAUGACAGGGGAGAAGAAAAGCGUGAUCGCAGUGGAGGAGACAGAGGUCGAUCACGUGGGCGGGGUGGUUUUGGUGGAAGGAGAUCUGGUGGACCAGGUGGAGGACGUGGAAGAUUUAAUAACAGUGGAGACAGAGACAGCAGAAGCUACAACCGUGGCCAGAGGUUUGAGAAAAUGAAUAAUUCUCAGCCAAUGGAUGGACCAGAGAUUGAUACAUGGACCAAUGAAACUGCAGAGACUAACACAAAUAAAGACACAGACUGGGAUAAUUGGGCGGAUACUUGGGUGAAUGAAGAUGAUCAGUGGACAGGCAGUCUGGAAGAAACAAAAGUGUUUACUCCAUCUCAGAUGAAAGUACCUGAACCAGAACCUGUAAUUACUGAAACGUCAAGCUCAAGGGGCCAGAGGGUUGAUGUAGGAAGUUUGUUCAUAGAGUCAGCGAAAUUUUCCAAGGCACCAGACUACAGCAAGCCAACAGGAGAUGCUUACAUAAAUCAGUAUAAGCAGGCAGCUACAGAGUCCAUCAAGAACACCAUUGGCAUUGGUACCUCUUCAAGGCCUCCUCAGUCAUACAGCUCACUGUCAAUGUCCCAGCAGUCAGUUACAAGUGCUUUGGGUCUUUCAUCUCUUGCUCAAAAUUCAGAGCAGGUCCAAGUUGGAGUAUUGUCAUCUUUGCCCCAACAAGCAUCUCAGUCAUCCAUCUCACAAACCAUGACACAGUUGUCCCAAAUGGGCAUUCCCACUCAGCAGAAUCAGUUGGGCAGUAUUGGUGGACAACAGCAAACCGGUGAGCAGAAUCCACAGUCUCAGUCCAGGAUUUCCUCUGUGAUGCAACAACAGCAGCAGCAACAAGGCAUGCCUGUUCCAGGCAGCAUGACUAAUAGCCUGCAGCGACCAAAACCUCAAAAAUCAAAACUGCCACCACCAUCAAAGAUUCCAGCAUCAGCUGUUGAGAUGCCAGGUCAUAUUGCCAACAAUAAGCUGGAUCUGCAGUUUGGAAUUGAUUUUGGCACGGACUCUGGCACCUCCUUUGGAUUUGGUGUUGCUGAUGAAAGUGUGACUGAAACAAGUACAUAUUCCACCACUACAAAUGGCUCCUCAUCUGUGAUAACAAGCCACUUCACGCAAGCCCACAUGAGCAAGGCUAGCAGUGACAACAGUUCCCUGGUCUCCAACAUCAUGUCAUCCCCUUCUGCUGGCACCACCAAGGUGCCAUCUGCCAUUGAGACCCAGCAGUCGAACAGACAGCCUGCUGUGUUCCACAACUCUGUCUACACUGCAUCACCGCCAAAGAAUGAACCCCAGAAUCAUGACAGGGAACAGAACAAGAUAAGUGCUUCAGAGCCCAUUGCCUAUUCAUCACAGCUGGAUCAUAAGUCCAGUCCCAUGAUGGCACAGCAUACAGGACAGACAAACCAAAGUCUUGGCUCAGGAUCUCUGUCUCAAAAUAAAAGUGAAGCAUCCACAAAUUACUCUGCAGCAAACGGCUACGCUCCAUCUUCAUACCCAAACCACCAGAAGAGUUCAAGUAUGGCGCAGACACAGACUUACACCCACACGACCAACUCACAGGUGUCCCAAACUGCUUCUUUCCAAGGACAAUACCCAACCAACCAGUCAGUGUACCCUUCAGCGGCACAGAGCCAGUUUUCAAAUCCUCCCUCGGCAGCACAGUUCCCGUCGGGCCAGCCGUCCACUUAUAACAGUGCUCAGAACCAGUACUCUUCUGGACAGAACCAGUUUGCAUCCGUGAGCGCCUCCGGUCACCCACCAGUGCCACAUGCAAAUCACCAGUCUCAGUAUUCAUCAGGGCCUCAGAACAGUUACACCAGUGGACAGUCACAGUACUCAGGAUAUCAGAGCAGUAACUCAUUCCCCACACAUCCACCAUCUCAGACCAGCUACCCAUCAUCAAAUCAAACCAGCGGCACCAGCAGCUCUAUAUAUCCUGCAUCCACACAAGCAAACUCAUUCACAACGCAGACCUCCUACCAGUCACCGUCUGCAGGCUCGUAUCACCCACGGGACAUUCAGACGAGCUCCUCUGCCAGCUCGCAGCCUGGGACGGGGGUGACGUAUCCAACAACGCCUCAGUCCUCAAUCAAGCCUGCCACGUCUCAAACCAAUACAAAUUACAAUUCACAGCAGAGUUUUAAUACCUCGCCUGCGGCAUUGCAGCCUUCUCUCACAAACAAAUUAGGUGAUGGGUUGUCCAAGAUGACCCUUAAGGAUGACGCAUCUUUAGAUGGCCUUCAGACUUCUCAAUUUGAUCACCCAAGCACAUCAGUUACCACAGUCUCCACAUCACUGAGCCAGCCGUCAGCUACAAGCACGACUUCACUCUCUACAGGUACCACUACCAUAUCAUCGUCUACGUCUACUGCUACAUCCAUCACGUCAGCAUCACGGAUAGCAUCCAUGCCAUCGACAAGCAAAGCUCCACCAAAUUUGCCUCCUGGUGUACCUUUGAUGGGACAGUACAUUAUGGGACAGAGCACCAUGCCUCCAUUCUAUAGUGUGCAGCCACCAUUGUAUGGUUAUGAAGAUGUACAACUUCUUCAACAGAGAAUGCCACUGCAAACGGGUAGCUACUAUGACAUGAGUGCUUUCUCUGCCCCAGCUGCGACUACGUUGCCAGCUGCUCGUGACCAGCCACCGCUACCUAAUGUUCCAUUUUCAGGAACCACAGCAGAUGCAUCCAAGUUGGCAAGAGUAGACGCUCAAAGCCCCAACAGUGCCAGCCAGCCACAGAAUGCCCACUCUGCUGCUCAGCAGCCCCUGUUCCACUUCAACUAUGGCUACUACUACCCAUCAAUGUUUCCAGGAGGUGUACAGUACCCCAUGUUUCCAAUUCCUCCUGUGACAAAUGCAGCUGCCCAUGCAGGAACAACAGCCAAUACACAGUUUCAGAAAUCCUAUGCCCCUCAUAUGUACACUAAAG
Messenger RNA from Candidula unifasciata, 3562 nucleotides. NCBI's taxonomy places the organism in Eukaryota, Metazoa, Mollusca, Gastropoda, Stylommatophora, Geomitridae. The record is from the annotation of a GenBank genome assembly.